This is a messenger RNA of Strongylus vulgaris, 1128 nucleotides long. The record is from the annotation of a GenBank genome assembly. NCBI's taxonomy places the organism in Eukaryota, Metazoa, Nematoda, Chromadorea, Rhabditida, Strongylidae.
AUGUGGCCAAGGUCGCACCAACCAACUGGGAUUUAUGCAGUAAAAAUCCUCGAAAACGUGCAGAAGGGUCGCGAAGUGAACGUGACCGUAAUUCACGUGCCCGAUACUCCAACUCGAAUUCUACCAAGUACGUCGAAUUCGGGAACAAGCGAUCAUACAGAAAGAAGUAGCACCUCAAGGACUCAUAGGGAAAGAUGCGGUGAUUGCAAGCGCAAACUUCCAUCCAAAGUGCUGACUAAGGCUGCCAGAUUCUGCCAAAAUUGCAAUAGCAAAGGAACUAUGGUAGUAAUUUUAUGCGGUUUCAAUAAGAAGGAGAACGGAUGUGUGAAUAAGGGUCGCGAAGUGAACGUGACCGUAAUUCACGUACCCGAUACUCCAACUCGAAUUCUACCAAGUACGUCGAAUUCGGGAACAAGUGAUCAUACAGAAAGAAAUAGCACCUCAAGGACUCAUAGGGAAAGAUGCGGUGAUUGCAAACGCAAACUUCCAUCUAAAGUGCUGACGAAAGCCGCCAGAUUCUGCCAAAACUGCAAUAGCAAGGGAACUAUGACAUUCUUUUGUCUCGAAUGUUGUGUAAACAAACACAACGGCCACGUGUUAUCAUCGGUGUCACAACUUCAAACCGAGCAAUUCAAGGUACUAAAUGAGCUUCGCAAUUUUCAAAAGAGUUUGAGAGAAAGUCUACAAAACUCCACAUUUGCUCACGGUCGCUCCGAUCUCUCAAUUUCCAACAUCGCUGAGAAUCCGAUGAGUGAUGGUUUAGCCGCAUUAAACGACGCAAUUCGAUUAGUGGAAUCAACAUCUAUUCUUCAUCCAAAUAAGUUGAGCGAAAUUCGAGCGGAACAAGGGAGAAAAUGUUCAAAACUACUCAGCUUCUCUCAUGAGGCUAAAGAAGAACUAGCGAAUGUUUCCACUGCGACUUUCUAUCAGCGUAUCUCCACUCCAAGGUCCAAGGAUACAUUGGAUGUUGGUUUACUGGAUUUCCUCCUCACCACUAUUCCUCAAAUACAUCCCGAUAGUGACCUAUUGCGAUUAAUCGAAAAAAUGUCGCCAAUGGACUCAGCAGAGCAGCGAUUAGAUUCCUUCUUGAAGGCAGCCGCUAUAAUUACAACAAUUCUAUACGAGUAG